This is a messenger RNA of Jaculus jaculus (lesser Egyptian jerboa), 833 nucleotides long. It is a transcript of the gene Mrpl42, whose product is annotated as mitochondrial ribosomal protein L42. Bases 275 to 703 code for a protein of 142 amino acids. Lineage: Eukaryota; Metazoa; Chordata; Mammalia; Rodentia; Dipodidae. Gene Ontology annotation, cellular component: mitochondrial large ribosomal subunit. The record is from RefSeq and is a predicted model, not a curated record. The transcript has 6 exons.
CACUCAAGCUUCGGAUCCUAUGAGCGUUUGCUUUGGCAUUGAUUUCUGGGCCAAGGGAUUCACCCUCAAAUUCUUCCCCUGGGGUGAAGAGUUUGACUCUCCCCUGAGUGUGCUAGCCUGGGGCGGAGGGAACUUCAGCGUCCCCCCAGAAUGUUUUGAUCUUCACUUGACGUCAGAAGAGGAAUGAAAAUUGGUGUGCCUAGAAGCAGAUCUUAAAGGCACCUUCUCUUCAAAACAUCUUUUCCCAUUUCACCUGAUAGGAUUUCAACACAUCAUGGCGGCUGCAGCAGUAAAACGGGUGCUAUCAAACAGAACUAUCUUGAAGCAUUUGUUUCCAAUUCAAAGUAAAAGUGGAAUUUAUGUUUGUCAUAAAUCUACAUAUUCUUCACUUCCAGAUGACUAUAACUGCAAAGUAGAGCUCGCCUUGACCUCUGAUGGCAGAACCAUAGUGUGCUACCACCCUUCUGUGGACAUUCCAUACGAACAUACAAAACCUAUCCCUCGACCAGACCCUGUGCAUAAUCAUGAAGAAACACAUGACCAAGUGCUAAAAACCAAAUUAGAAGUCAAAAGUGAACCCCUUGAGCAAGGACCCAUGAUAGAGCAACUUAGCAAAGUGUUCUUCACUACAAAGCAUCACUGGUAUCCUCGGGGACAGUAUCACAGACGUCGUAAGAAACUGAAUCCUCCAAAAGACAGAUGAUGGAUAUGAGGUUCUCAAGAGAAUCAAGGCACAGUUAUCUUUGUGUCUCUAUUGGUAAUUGAGAAAAUGUGGUCUGGUGCACUCAGUAGACCAUGUAGUAAAAGAAUAGAGUAUGUCUUGAAAAUCAAAA